Molecule: messenger RNA, 2836 nt
Organism: Aspergillus ibericus CBS 121593
Lineage: Eukaryota; Fungi; Ascomycota; Eurotiomycetes; Eurotiales; Aspergillaceae
Product: putative C6 transcription factor
Exons: 2
Coding region: 185-2752 (855 amino acids)
Biological process (GO): positive regulation of transcription by RNA polymerase II; DNA-templated transcription
Molecular function (GO): DNA binding; zinc ion binding; DNA-binding transcription factor activity, RNA polymerase II-specific
Source: RefSeq, a predicted model, not a curated record
UUUUCGGCUUGAUCCAAUCCCUCCGCCGCGGUCCCUUUCUCGGCUUCCCUGGCGACUGGACUAUUGUCUUUCCUCCCUCCUUCUGGUCGGUGUCCUUGCCCGGCCGACCUUCGCUCGCUACCUUUUUCCUUUUCUCUCUUGUCGCUUCAUGACAUGCCAUCCCCGCCAUAAUUGACCCUCUCCCAUGGACGAGGGUUCCGAUUCCAAAGCCCCUCGACGGAAGAGGGUGUCGAGAGCCUGUGACCGAUGUCGAAGCAAAAAGGACAAGUGUGAUGGACUUCGUCCGGCUUGCUCUGCCUGCCAGGCCUCAGGCCAGACCUGCUCAUAUGAUCCCCACGCAAAGAAACGCGGGCUACCAGAGGGCUAUGUCCGUGGCUUGGAAAAGCUCUGGGCCUUGUCGAUCUGCAAUAUUGAUGGCUUCGAAGACACAAUGCUAACUCUGCUGGGUACCACCGCCGAAUCGGCUGGUCGGAGAAAGAGGCUCAUGUCUCUUUGGACUGAUGAUGGCGCGUCGGAAACACUGCAUGAAUCCUGGAAAACGAGUCGCCUGUACGGUGCGCUCGAGAAGAUGCUGUCCAAUUCCGACCUACCGACAGACAGCUUAGGUAAACGCCCUCGGGAGGAUCAGGAUGACGGUCCAGGUAGUGAAUGGGGAUACCGCAUUGACCGGAGCUCGACUCCGCUCUCUCAGGAUGCUCCGCGUGUCGUUGAGCCUUCCGCUUCUCCCCGUGCUAAAAGGCCCCGGUUAGCUGCUCCCUCAGACAGUCGGGUCCCGUCAUAUACCCCCACUGCCACGAAUGCGCUACAGUUACCACCUCAGACCUCGCAGCUGUUGGAUGUUUACUUCGCCGUCACCCACUCGUGGUUCCCGAUUGUCGCCAAACACAACAUUCUACGAGCAUCAUACCUUUACGCAAGCGCGCCUCUGUCCCUUGCUAAGAUGGCACCCGGUUCGGGCGACCACGCCGCGUUGUGGGCCCUGCUCAGUUAUACCAUUUCUCAAUCUCGGGUCAACCCGCAGGACGGGGCGUUGGAAGUGCUUUCCAAGACCAAGGAGUAUUAUUCGGUGGCUCGGAGCUUAAUCCCUUCUGAGACGGAGCGGUACGAGCUCGGACAUGUGCAGGCACUGUUGCUGCUGACAUUAGUGAACAUCGGCUUGGAGGACUGGACUGCCUCCUGGCUGCUGAGCGGCCAGGCAGUGCGCAUGGCUAUUUCUAUGGAUCUUGGAGCUUUCACGGAUGUUCGACGGUCGGAUGAGUUGAGACAAGGGAAAGCGGUUUUCCUUGGUUGCUUUGUGGUUGACUCAUUGCUGUCAUUCCGUUUGUCAAGGAGGCCGUGCAUGCAUCCUCGUGAUCUGACCAUGGUAGGCCUUUUGGAAGAAGAUGGUUUGGAGGAAUGGAAUUCGUGGGCGGAUGUCUUGCCACCUACGGGAGCUGGACAGGGGAAGAGUCCUCCUCGUCGAGGGCCCUUACUUGCUCUAAGCUGCUUCAACCGACUAGUGGAGUUGGCUGGUGUCCUGAACAAGAUUGCCCGAGACUCUACUACAGGGCCAAAUGCACCUAUAUUCGCAGAACAGCUGGUUUUGGAACUCAAGCAAUGGGAUGACCGUCUGCCCCUUGGAUGUCGACUAAUUGGCCCCGAAAGCAUUUACCCUGAGCGACACUCGGCGUUACUCCCACACCAAAGCUAUCUUGGCCUAACAUAUGUGGCCACGCUUCUGUGGCUUUAUCUGCGAAUUGCCCCCCAAGAGCUUGGGUUGCACCGUUCUCAGCGGCCAGCCAUCGAGGGGGCCAAAAAGCUCCUUUAUAGGGCUCUUCCAAUGAUAUCUCAACAUCUCGAUAACUUCCAGGUUUGCGGUUUGCCGCCCCUAUUCGAGCUAUCCUUGCGCACCAUAGCUGAACAGGCGUUCACUCUACGCAACAAAAUUGAAUCGGAUAUGUUUCCUUUUGGGCGAUGGACGGAAGCGCUUCUCCAACGGACCACAGAGCUCAGUGCAACUUGGCCGGUUUAUCGUUCAUUGGCCGCUUCAAUCGACCACUGGUACCGCUCCAAGGAUCUGCCCGGGAGCUCCUCACUGCCCUAUCAAGCACCAGAUCCGGGACCUGCAUCCAGGGUCGUUCACAGUAUAACUAGCAAUGCGCUACCCCCUGGUACCAUGGCGACAACACCAGCAGGGUAUCCAAGUAUGACCAGCGACUCUUCGAUGAACCCUCACAUGAGAAGGAGUGCUCCUGGAAUGGGUGAUUCUGACUACACAUCCAGCAUUAUGGGCAUCACCAUCCCUGUAGACGGGCAAUACAUGACGCCAAAGGAUACGGCGAUGGAGAAUGCCGAUCUAUCUAUGAUGGAUGUGUUACCGCGAGGCCCUCGCCCCCAUCCAUCCACCCCUGACUCCGGUGUCUCGAGUACGAUGAUGUCGGGCACGGCUCCGGCUGGGAUGCAUGACCGAUCCGUACCUUCGGGAGGCUCGGAUACGGCAGAACGCCAUAUUGGGCCGACAGGCGACAUUGACGCCAUCUUCAAGGAUUUGGCAUAUCUGGACACCACCGAGUGGACCAACGGUCGCGAGGCGGCUUUGAAGGAUUUUGGGUUCAUUGAUGAUAACACCUUCCAGGCUUUCUGUCAUGACCCAGAUCGGCUCGCUGGGACUCAACCGUUAGUCCAUCCUCCGUCGAUUGCCGAUAUUUGGCCGCCACCCGGGUUCUUCCCGGAGACGUUCCGUGAAUCUAGGGAGGAUGUGAUGGAGGGUUGAUUGGCACAUUGGAGACUGUUCUACUAUCCCUGAUUAUCACGAAAUGUGGAGGUAAAAUACUUUCACCAGCAGCUUACUCCUGCU